This is a messenger RNA of Cooperia oncophora, 396 nucleotides long. The record is from the annotation of a GenBank genome assembly. Lineage: Eukaryota; Metazoa; Nematoda; Chromadorea; Rhabditida; Trichostrongylidae.
AUGGGCCGACGAUUUGACUGCGCCAAUGCUUUACAUCUGAAAAAUUUAGACCUACUAUCUGCAAAGCACGCACUUGACGUGAAAAGAGAUGCAUUUCCAGAGCCUAUGUUCGUCACGGCAAUGUCUGAGAAUCACUUCAAAGAAGGGCUAACAUUGAUUGCAAACAUCCGGAAACUGUGGCCGCAGAGAAAAAUCCUCGUGUACGAUCUGGGGAUAAAUCCUCAAUCAAUCAAGGAACUCGAGGCGAAGUGUCUCGUGGAAAUCCGCAAGUUCCCAUUUGAUGACUACCCACCUUAUGUGAAGAGCUUGGGCGAAUUUCGAUGGAAGCCUCUGAUAAUCGCGGUUCGUUCAGUCUUCGUCAUCACCUUUCUGACUCACUUUAUUCCAAGGAUCUGA